Messenger RNA from Monosiga brevicollis MX1, 1507 nucleotides. RefSeq lists its product as uncharacterized. Gene Ontology annotation, cellular component: mitochondrion; cytoplasm. Bases 184 to 1410 code for a protein of 408 amino acids. Gene Ontology annotation, biological process: protein refolding; cellular response to unfolded protein. NCBI's taxonomy places the organism in Eukaryota, Choanoflagellata, Craspedida, Salpingoecidae. The transcript is spliced from 11 exons. Gene Ontology annotation, molecular function: misfolded protein binding; heat shock protein binding; ATP hydrolysis activity. The record is from RefSeq and is a predicted model, not a curated record.
GUGCGCGUGCACCUCCAAGGCGAGAGACGUGGAUCCAGUUGCCAGCGUGUCAUUGUUGGACGAUUUGGGGCAGGAGGGAGUUGGAUGCUUGAAUGUGGGGUGGGGUGGGUGUGGGGACACGUUGGCACUUUUUGACAAGGUGACGUGUGUGUGUGGGGGGGGGGAGGUGGUGGUGUUGUCGAGAUGAGUUUGACUCACAUCUUGCCCAUCGUGGGGGCUGCGGUGGUCGUGAUCAGCUACCUCGUGGCCACCCAUUUGCCGCCGCCCAAACCCAAGAUCGCCGGCAUUGACUUGGGUACAACCUAUUCCUGUAUCGCCCUCUAUCAUGCCGGCUCGGGCGAGGUGGAGGUCGUGCCAGACUCUGUCUCGAAACGCCUUACCAUCCCCUCGGUGGCAGCCAUUGAAGCGAAAAACGGUACCGUGCUUGUUGGUAGCGAGGCCAAAGCGCAGGCCACGCUGAACCCCGCCAACACAGUGUACGAAGCCAAACGCUUCAUUGGCCGUUCAUUCUCCGUCGAACAUGCCAAUGAGGAGCGCUUUCCCUUUACCAUUUUCAAUCGAUCGGGAUCCUUUGGUUUUCGACUUCCCGCCGAUCAGCAUCACGUCCUCGACUCACCAGAAAAAGUGGGCGCUCAGAUCCUGACUCGCCUCAAGCAGAGCGCCGAAGCUUUACUGGCCACCAAAGUCACGUAUGUUCUCCUGAUCGCCACUUCAAGCCGCUGUGUCAUGGCUGUGCCUGCCGAAUUCACCGAGGCGCAGCGCAACGCAACAAAGGAUGCCGCUGCGCUCGCCGGCCUGGAAGUAUUGCGGCUGUUGACAGAGCCCACCGCUGCUGCUAUGGCCUACGGGCUGCACGAGCAGCAAGCGCUGUCGCGCUACAACGGCACAAUGCAGGACAGUCCCGAGUUGCAGCAGCGCUUGCGCGUGGCUGCCGAAGAGCUGAAAGUUUGUUUAUCAGAUAAAUUGCAGUGCGAUGUUCGCGUUGCACUGGACGCCGGUACCUCAGACGCCGCAUUUGAGGCCUCGCUCACUCGCUCUGAGUUUGAAGCCAUCAAUGCAGAAAUCUUCGAGCGCAUGCGUCAACCAGUACUGGAGGCAUUGAGCAAAGCUGGAGUUCCUGCGCAAGGCAUUCAUGAGGUGGUUCUUGUUGGUGGGAGCACGCGCGUGCCAAAGGUGCGAGCUACUCUGACAGAAAUGUUUGGCAAGCCCCCGCACACCAGCAUCGAUCCCGACCAAGCUGUUGCCGUAGGAGUGGCCGUACAAGCUGGCAUUCUGGCCGGGGCAUGGCCGCUGACAGUCUCGGCCAUUGAGAUUCCCUUCUCAGCGGAUCUGUCGGCUGACGAGCUGGCUGAGCUGGCUGAUGAAGAAAUGUAUGACGAGCUUAAUCCCGACACCGAUCAAGAUCUCUAGUACCCUUUGCUUGUUAGGUAGGAUGCAUGCCGCAUAAACUUGUGAACAGACUGACGCGGAUCUCUGACGAGUGUUCAUUCAAAUUCAGAAAAGAAUG